CCUUUGCUGCCUCACUCAUUCCCUGAGCAGCACACUGAGCUGGAUAACGUCUCCUUCAACCCGCAGCACGGACUCAUUUCUCACACCAGCUCUGAGUGGAUGCUCAGCAGGGGUGUUUGAGAUAUUAGCACGCUGUGGGGGGAAACGGCACAGGGAUUUCUACCAUCCACAUACAAAGAGCCGGCAGUCAGGAGGAAUAUGGGCAAAUCCGAAAGCCAAAUGGAUAUCAUGGAGAAAUCAAGUAAACCUGGAAAGCGCCGUUGGACUGUUGCAGAAAUCGGUCUGUCUGUGCUGCUGCUGUUGGUCAGCUGUGCCUUGGCUGGGUUGGCAGUCCUCUACACAUCGGUUGUGAAAGAGCAAUCCAACAGGACAACUUUGUCGAGGAGCACAAGUGAAGGCCAGCUGAUUCGCUCCAACAGUGUGUGUACAACUGCAGACUGUGUUACUGCAGCUGCUCGGCUGUUGCAGAACAUGGAUAAGUCUGUGGAGCCUUGUGAUAACUUCUACCAGUACGCCUGCGGGGGUUGGCUGGAGAGACACGUGAUCCCGGAGACGAGCUCCCGCCACAGCAUCUUUGACAUUCUGCGGGACAAGCUAGAGAUUGUACUCAAAGGUGUUCUCGAGACGGACAAUGAAGAGGACAGAAAUGCCAUCAAGAAGGCCAAAGUCCUUUACAACUCCUGCAUGAAUGAGAGCCUCAUAGAACAGCGUGACUCUAGGCCCCUCCUGAGGCUCAUCGAGAGUAUCGGGGACUGGCCUGUGGCGACAGAUGACUGGAACAUCACUACCGAGGAAGCAUGGAGCCUUGAGGACACUCUGGCCAAGCUUACCGCUCAUUUCCACAAGAAGGUUCUGCUGGACAUGUAUGUGUGGACGGACGACCGGGACUCUCGGCGCCAUAUAAUUUAUAUUGACCAGCCGGGACUUGGAAUGCCAUCAAGAGACUAUUACUUCAACGAUGGAAACUACAAAAAAGUUCGAGAGGCCUAUCUACACUUCAUGGUUUCUAUUGCGAAGAUAACUCGAGAGGACAGGAACUUGACUCAGGAUGACGACCGAGUGUGGGAGGAAAUGAUGCAAGUGCUGGAGCUGGAGACAGACAUCGCCAAUGCCACAUCACCGGCAGAGGAGCGCCAAGAUGUCACCGUUCUCUACAACAAGAUGACACUUGGAGAGCUACAGAGCACUUUCAACUUUAAUGGUUUUAACUGGACACGUUUUAUCCAAGGUGUGCUGGCCAGCGUGUCUGUUGACAUCCAGCUGGAGGAGGAGGUGGUGGUGUACAGCUCUCCGUACCUCGAGAAGAUGAAUGACGUUCUCCCCAAACACAGUGUCAGGACUAUGCAGAACUACCUCACCUGGCAGCUCAUUGUUGACAGGGUUAAUAGCUUGAGCCGCCGUUUCAAAGACACCAGAGCCCGUUACAGAAAGACUCUCUACGGGACCACUGUGGAGGAUGCUUGGUGGCGGGAAUGUGUCCGCUAUGUCCAGAACAGCAUGGAGAACGCAGUUGGAGCUCUGUAUGUGCAUGAGACUUUUGCUGGAGAAAGCAAACGAAUGGUUAGUGACCUUAUCGGUAAGAUCCAGCAAGCGUAUGUGGAAACACUGGAGGAGUUGAGCUGGAUGGAUACUCCUUCGAAGGAGAAGGCAAGAGAGAAGGCCAUGGCAAUCAAGGAGCAUAUUGGCUAUCCGGAUCAUAUUCUGCAGAAAAGCAACCAGAAGCUUGACCAGGAGUACGCUCAUCUGAAUUUUAGUGAAGAAAACUACUUUGAGAACAUCCUUGAAAACCUCAAGUCUGAAGCACAGAAGAGUCUGAAGAAGCUCAGAGAACCAGUCGACCCAGACUUGUGGAUCAUUGGUGCUGCUGUGGUGAACGCAUUCUACUCACCCAACAGGAAUCAGAUAGUCUUUCCAGCAGGAAUCCUGCAGCCGCCUUUCUUCAGUAAACAUCAGCACCAGGCCCUUAACUUCGGUGGAAUAGGAAUGGUUAUCGGACAUGAGAUCACACACGGAUUUGAUGACAACGGGCGUAAUUUUGACAAAGAUGGUAAUAUGCUGAACUGGUGGAGUAAUUUCUCUGCUGAGCAUUUUAAAGAUCAGUCACAGUGCAUGGUGCAACAAUAUGGCAACUUCAACUGGAAGCUGGCAGGUGGACAAAACGUCAGUGGAAUCAGCACUUUGGGGGAGAACAUUGCAGACAAUGGAGGUGUUCGUCAAGCAUUUAAGGCUUACCUAAAGUGGGUGGAGAUGAACGGUGAGGAUUCUCGUCUCCCUGGUCUAGACAUGGACCACAAGCAACUGUUCUUUCUUAACUUUGCCCAAGUAUGGUGUGGUGCUUAUCGGCCCGAGUAUGCCAGCCAGUCUAUCAAGACUGACUCACACAGUCCUUUAGAGUACAGGGUGCUUGGAUCUCUCCAGAAUUUCGAAGCGUUCUCAGAAGCUUUCCAGUGCAAGAAGGGCAGUCUGAUGAACCCCGAGCAGAAGUGUCGUGUCUGGUAGAAAGUUUUACUCUUGAGAAAAAUGUAUUUCUUGACUUGGGCAACUCAAAUCAUAAGAGCAAGUUGUCCACCUUAAACCCAAAUAGACAUCCCUGCUUAUUUCCAAUUUAUUUUGGGCAGAGUAACGACACAGAUUUUUGCAUAUACUGCAGACGGAUAACAUCCUGGACUACACCCUAGUUUCAAAUCAUGAAGCAUGUACAGUAUAGAAAGAAACUUGCUAGAGUAUCUUCUCAAGUUUGACGCGGUGUCUCCGGGUGAAAAGGUCACUUGUUCUUUCUUUGCUCUGUCCCACGGCAGAUGACGAGUGGGUACAUGAAUAUAAAGGCUAUAUAGAAUGGUUGAGGCUUAAAUGGCCCGUUUGAAAUGCUUUGCCAGCCUUUCUUGAACUACAUCUUUAAAAAAUCUCUUGAUUUAUCCAUUAUCGUUUGGCACUAAGCUGCCUUGGUAUCUCUACUCUAAUGUUUUGUUUUUAAGACAUUGUGCCACUUCAUAAGAAACAAUAGUGAACAAAUCUAACUCUGACUGAAGAGUGUGAAAUAAAUGAAAGCUCAGGGCUUAGCCGAAGUAAACUACAAUAUAAUUAGUCACACUCUGAGAGUUUGUUCAUUCAUUGUUACAUGAAACAAAUUACCUAAAGACUUUAAGACUGUUAAAUCUGUGCAGAUUUAACCUUAAAUUAACAUUCUGAAAGAGCUGCGGCUUUCAACAUUUGUACACUUACAGAGUGGAUAAACAUUUAAAAUGCACAGAACUUUGUGAAGGAUAAUUUUUCUAAGUUUCUUUAUCACUUCCUGCAAAAGAUUGUUGCUCACUGCAGAAUGUUUGUUUGUGUGUCUUUUCCUGUAAGUAACCAUAUUCCAGAUGUUUUGAAAAGUACUAGUCGCCUGCUUGUUUUAUAGAUAGUGAGAGAACACCUGUGAUAUUGAUAAAAAAACAAAACAAUGUAUAUCAGGGUAGAUACAGGUUUGGAUAUACAGUAGGUUGCUAAUCACAGCUGUGUUGUGUGCUUGAAGCCCAUUCCCUCUAUCUCUCUGAUCUAUUCGCCCUGUUACGUCAUUUUGAGAGGCUAUCAAGCUAUGUAAACACAUAACAGGUGCCAUUUGUUGUAGGACAUUUAUUCAAAGUUAUAUUGUCUGCUUGUAUGCUAUCUGUAAUUUUAACUCAACAUGGUGAUUGAUAUGUAGAAGAACAGUCAUUUACUUCGCGAUGCCGUCCCCUGAGAGGAGAAGAACACACAGUGAUUACACAACUUUGAACCUCUGGGCAUACCCAAUUACUUGCUGAGGGAAAGGGAGAAGACAAACCCAUCUCUCUCUCUCUCUCUCACACACACACACACACACCACACACACACACACACACACACACCACACACACACACACACACACACACACACACACCACACACACACACACACACACACACACACACACACACACACACACACACACACACACACACGGGCAGGCAGCAGAUGAAGUGGUGUGCCCUGUGAUCUCACAUUGAUCAGUGCUGUGUAAGAUGAAAGGAUGAAGUGCAGAAGCGUGGUGACCGCUGUAGCCGAACAACCCGCCAGCAGGCACACACACACCGAAGAAUGGGGCUUGUCAUUAAAGAGAUGGCCAGGGCCAGGACUGUUAUUUUCUACCUUUAUUAUCAAGUAAUGACAGGAGAAUCAAAGCAGAGCAGAACUCAUAAGAGAGGUACUGUCUGCAGGAGAGCUUUCAAACAGCAGAAACACAAACAAACAGGCGGGUUUUUUUAAGGUUUGCUUGUCACUGGACACAUUCAGGAUGCCUUGGUGAACUGAACACGACUUUUAGGUCUCAACAGAAUUGAAUGUGCAUAUUGAAGCUUUAGUCUGUCUUUACAUAUUGGCAAAUACUGUUGUGUUAAGCAGAGGGAGAGGACACUGAUACAAAAAAAAUAGGACUGUUUACACUGAUAGUGUGCUGCCAUCACAAAGCAAAAAGUUUGUCAUUUUGGGAGAUGAUUAACCUAGAUAAGAAAUUGUCUGUUAAUUAUAAGCAACAGUCAGAUGGCCCAGUUAGCUUAGCGUAAAAAAAAGAAAAAAGGGAGAAACAGCUAGUCUAACGCAGUGUCCACACGGCAGCGUGCGUUGAAGCUUGCCGGUGGGCGUGUCUGAAGCUUGACCAACAACCAAUCACAUGAAUAUCCCGCCCCGGACACACAAGCACGCAGUUUGAUUGGCUAGAGCUUGUACUGGCAUAUGAUUUGAUUGGCAGACACUUCCGUCAUAGCUUGAAAAGUAGAACUUUUCUCAACUUUUGAAGCGAGCAACGGAGGCAAAGCGAAGCGACGGAACCACGAUGCAGUUCGGCUUCCCAUUCAAAGUGAAUGGGAAGCAGCGUUGAAACUUCAACGCAUGCCUACGUGUGGACGGGCCGUAAGGAGCAAAAACAUUGCAAACAAAACCGGAACAGAAAAAGAAAACAUCGGCACUUAUAAACUUAUAUUUGACAGGCAUUUGUGCUAUAAACACUUGUUGCAGCGGACGUGAGUAAAAAUUAAACACUAAAUAGAAACGGUAAGGAAACCUUCACUGAAGAUACUCAUAUUAACAAAAAAUUAGGAACACAAUAAGAUAUUAGAUUGUAGUUAUGGCGUCAAAAUGACAAGUGUGGUAUACUUUCCUGGAGGUUUGUUUUUUUCUAAUUCUUGUGUUUUAUUUUUGUUAUUAUAAUUUAUUUGGGACAAUAAAACAUUUAAUUCAAUGGCAACAUGUAAAGUCACUGUCCGGACUCUAAAACAUUCUGUCUCCAUUCAAUGGUAACAAAAUCUACCUUCCAGUUCCUUUGAAAUUGACAAGCUAAUAAUUAAGUGAAAAACAAUAUGCAUUGUAUGUAGUUCUCAUCUCCCUACGGUCCCAGAAAAAGUUUACGAACAAAUGCCAUAAAGAGAGCCAAUAUAAGAACAAUUUUUUUAUGAAUUCAUGUGCAGCAUAACAAAGUGUUUUUACGGUGAAGAACUUUGUUGUGCAAAAAUAUUAUUUUUUAAGCAAUAGCUGGGCAGAAAUAUUUCAAUUUAAAAUUAAUUUUUCAAAACAUUUAUUGGAUGGUAUGACAAAUUUGUUAUAGUUCAGCUGUAAGCUUUCAUUUUUCAGCUGCUCUUUUCGGCCAUUUGGUCGUAACGUUUUCUGUGAAAUUAGAGAGCCUACUCUGUAUAAAAGAUAUCGUUUUAGAUGAAUGAAAAACUAGUGUAAAAAGAUAAAUUAAUUAUUAAUUAUCAUCUCAACUAGACUAUUCUCACAAAUGUAAAUACAGAUUAAACAGUCUGUCUGCUAGGCUAAGCUAAUCGACUGCUGUAGCCUUACAUUUAACAGACAAAAUACAUGAGUAUCAAUCUUCUUAUCUCACUCUUCUCCAGAAAGCAAAAGAGCGUAUCUCCCAAAAUGUCAAACUACUUAUUUAAACAAGGCACAUGUAUCUUGUCUGGUUCAGAGAAAUACUGAAGGAUAAAUCACGAGGUACGGAUUUAUCACGGGCUGCUGUUUGAAGGGCAACAGUUUGGACUGGACUGUUUCCUCAAAAAGCGUCAAACUGUUCAAAAUAGUAAGCUGAACUCUAAAGGGUAAAUAUACAAUGUGUUAUUGUAGAUACUUGAUGUUCUAUACUGCAGUAUUUACAUAUUACAGUUUUUAAUAAGGUAAGAAAAGAAGCGUACACCUCUUACCAUUGUUUUAGCUUCACAUUUACGUACAUGGUGAAAUUGUGUCGUUUUGAAAUUACCAGCGAAGUACAAACACAUUUUUGUUAUAUAUGAAGAUAUGUAUACCCAUCAGAAGAGUUUAUUUAUCUAUAUGAAUAUUUAUGAAACACCAUUGUUGCUUUGCAAGAUUUUAGACGUUAAAGAUGUUUUCUGAAUGUUCCUGCUGCUAUGUAAUUAUCUAGAUUGCCAUUAAAGUGACUGUCUCAACUGG
Molecule: messenger RNA, 6442 nt
Organism: Gymnodraco acuticeps
Lineage: Eukaryota; Metazoa; Chordata; Actinopteri; Perciformes; Bathydraconidae
Gene: mmel1
Product: membrane metallo-endopeptidase-like 1
Exons: 24
Coding region: 199-2499 (766 amino acids)
Biological process (GO): protein processing
Cellular component (GO): plasma membrane
Molecular function (GO): metalloendopeptidase activity
Source: RefSeq, a predicted model, not a curated record